This is a messenger RNA of Triticum turgidum subsp. durum (durum wheat), 1251 nucleotides long. Lineage: Eukaryota; Viridiplantae; Streptophyta; Magnoliopsida; Poales; Poaceae. The record is from the annotation of a GenBank genome assembly.
AUGGAGAGGGACUUCCUGGGCGCCAUAGGCCACGAGCAGCUGCUGCAGCAGCAGCAGCGCCAGCGCGCCGCCGCCGCCGAGGACGACGCCACCAGAAAGGAGUCAGCUUACUUUGGGGGAGGAGGAGUGCCACCCAUGGAUUGGUCCUUCGCUGGCAGGGCCGGGGCCGCGCCGGCUGUCAUGUCCUUCAGGUCGGCUGCGAGGGAGGAGCAGCAGGGCGAGCUCGCGUACCCCAAGCAGCAGGCCUCCCGCGUCCUGACGCCACAGAGAUCGUUUGGUGCUGAGACCCAUGGCAGCGUGCAGUACGCCGCCGCCGCGCGUGCGGCUUACGGUGUGCAGCCUUCGCAGCAGCAGCAUGCUCCUAAUGGUGCUAGGGUGAUUCCAAUGUCGUCGCCGUUCAAUCCCAACAAUCCCAUGUUCAGGGUUCAGAGUUCGCCUAACCUCCCGAAUGGCGGUGCUGCUGGUAGCCCGUUUAAACAACCGCCUUUUGCCAUGAACAAUGCGGUGGCUGCUUCUACCGUUGGUGUCUAUAAAUCAAGGGACAUGCCGAAGCCAAAGGCAGCGCAGUUAACUAUCUUCUACGCUGGUUCUGUCAAUGUAUUCAACAACGUCUCAGCAGAAAAGGCUCAGGAGCUUAUGUUCUUGGCCAGCAGAGGAUCUCUUCCAACUGCACCCACUACUGUUACUCGCAGCCCAGAUGCAACCUUUUUCACUCCGGCUAAGCUUGCGGCACCUGAGGCUUCACCUGCAAAGCAGAUGCUAGCUCAGAUACCACAGCGUGUUUCACCUCCUUUGCCGGCCAUUUCCAAGCCGAUGUCCAUCAUGUCUCAAGCUGCAUGUCUCCCCAAGAGCACAUCUAGCUCCAACACCGAUUCCGCAGUGCCAAAAUCUUCAGGCCAGUUGGUUGUACCUCCCACUAGUCAGCCCUCGUCGUCGACUCAUACUGCGACACUAUCGUCCACCACUGCUGCAAGUAUUAUGCCAAGAGCUGUUCCUCAAGCUCGUAAGGCAUCCCUUGCCCGAUUCUUGGAGAAAAGGAAAGAAAGAGUGACGACUACGGCGCCAUAUCCAUCAGCCAAGAGCCCGAUGGAGAGCACCGACACGGUCGGAAGCGCCAACGACAACAAUAGCAAGUCCUCAUCAUGCACAGAGAUCGCCUUCUCAAGCAACCAUGAAGAGUCGCUGCGUCUAGGCCGGCCCAGGAACAUCAGCUUUAGCGGGGAGUCCCCGAGUACAAAACUACACAUCUGA